This is a messenger RNA of Pseudo-nitzschia multistriata, 1138 nucleotides long. NCBI's taxonomy places the organism in Eukaryota, Bacillariophyta, Bacillariophyceae, Bacillariales, Bacillariaceae. The record is from the annotation of a GenBank genome assembly.
AUACGAAGUUCUGGUACAGUACAGUACAGUACAGUACAGUACAGUACAGUACAGUACAGNGUACAGUACAGUACAGUACAGUACAGUACAGUACAGUACAGUACAGUACAGUACAGUACAGUACAGUACAGUACAGUACAGUACAGUACAGUACGGUACGGUACAGUACAGUACAAUACAAAUCGUACAGUACGGUACAGAACUUCGUAUCUGCUAAAAGAAAUGAAGAAGAUUUUAGAUUUUUUCUUCCGCAAAUGAAGAAGAUUUUAGAUUUUUUCUUCCGCACAGCUCCGCCAUGCCGUGUCGGAAAGAUGUUUAGUCAAAAGAAUAUAAACCAUGGAAGAUAUCCUUUUAGCAACCAAGAGAGACGCCUCUCCAUCACAAGACCGCAUUAUUUUUUCAGUCCUUCGUUAUGUCGUCUCCAACAACAGCAGUUGCUAAGCAAGACCCCGCGUACAAGACAACCAAAGCUCCCAUCGAGGGGAAGGUCUACUUCAGUUACGCCGACAUCCACGAUACCAUGUCCCGGCUGGUUCCAAGAAUCAAGGCCUUCGAUCCUUCUGUCAUCAUUGCCAUUGGCGGGGGUGGCUUCAUUCCGGCGCGAAUCCUGCGGACCGAACUGAAGAUACCGAUCCUGGCUGUCUCGCUGGAGCUCUACGAUGACAGCACAAACACGGCCCGUUCGUCAGUGAAGAAAAUCCAGUGGUUCGACGAAGCGUCCGAGGUGGGGAGUCGGGUCCGGGGCCAGAAGAUUCUGGUGGUAGACGAGGUCGAUGACACCCGCACAACGCUCCAGUAUUGCGUCCGUGAGCUCGUCCGAACCAACGCACCGAAGGAAAUCGCCGUGGCGGUCGUACACAACAAGCUCAAGCCAAAACGGGGAAUCCUUCCCGAGAACGUCGUUUACAUGGCGGGCACCGACGUGGGAGACCACUGGAACUGCUAUCCGUGGGAUGCGGCGGCGUAUGGGAACACCAUUUACCAGCACGAAGAGCUGGCGAGGAAGUGUAGCAGCACUGGAAACAGCGAAUGACCACUCCAGCAUGGGAUGACAAGAGAAACGAUCAAAGCAGGCUCUCCAGCUUAUUUCCGUUGAAGAAAAGUCGAGACGAAGAUUGAAAAAAACUUUUUCUAGCAC